Messenger RNA from Colletotrichum paranaense, 1269 nucleotides. Its product is annotated as domain found in IF2B/IF5. NCBI's taxonomy places the organism in Eukaryota, Fungi, Ascomycota, Sordariomycetes, Glomerellales, Glomerellaceae. Gene Ontology annotation, molecular function: GDP-dissociation inhibitor activity; translation initiation factor activity; eukaryotic initiation factor eIF2 binding. Gene Ontology annotation, cellular component: cytosol. The transcript has 2 exons. Gene Ontology annotation, biological process: translational initiation; formation of translation preinitiation complex; formation of cytoplasmic translation initiation complex. The record is from RefSeq and is a predicted model, not a curated record. The coding region runs from base 1 to 1269 and encodes 422 amino acids.
AUGGCUUCCCUCAUCAACGUUCGUCGCGACGUCAAGGACGCUUUCUAUCGCUACAAGAUGGAAAAGAUCGUUACCAAGAUUGAGGGCAAGGGCAACGGUAUCAAGACCGUUGUCGUCAACUUGAGCAGCGUCGCUCAGUCUCUCGCCCGUCCCGGUGCCUAUGUCAUCAAGUACUUUGGCUUCGAGCUCGGUGCCCAGACCAACGUUGACCCUGCCGACGACCGCUGGAUUAUCAACGGUUCCCAUAAUGCCGCUAAGCUGCAAGACCACCUCGAUGGCUUCAUCAACCGUUUCGUUCUCUGCAAGAAGUGCAAGAACCCCGAGACCGACGUCAACAUCAAGGACGGUCGCAUCCUCCUCGACUGCAAGGCCUGUGGCCAGCGUUCCGAGGUCGACCUCCGUCUGAAGCUUAGCGGUUAUAUCCUGAAGAACCAGCUGAAGAAGGGCAAGAAGGACAAGGCCGAGCGCAAGGCUGCCCGCCGCGCGAAGGCCAACGGUACCAAGGAGAACGGACAAGGAAGCGGAAGCGGCGGAGAAGGAUCCGACAACGGCUCCAACGACGCUGACGACCAGGAUGUUGGUAGUGAUGACGAGUUGGAGAAGAUGAAGAAGGAGGCUCCCGAGAUUGACCAGUUUGAGACCCAGGAGCACGAGUGGGCCGUCGACAUGAGCGAGGAGGCCGUCAAGGCCCGUCAGGCUCAGCUCCCCGGCGAGUUCAAGCAGAAGCUCAACAUGGGCGAUGACGAAGACGAGGAUGGCGAGGCCUCUGGCAGCACCGUCUACGACGAGUUUGGCACCUGGAUCCAGGAUGAGGCCACUGCUAAGGGCAGUGUCGACAAGGUCGAUUCGAUUGACAUCUUUGUCAAGGCCAAGGAGCUUGGUAUCGAGACCAAGCACCGCUCCGUCUUGGUUCUGGUGCAGACCAUCUUCGAUGAGAACAUUCUCGCCCAGAUCCCCAAGCGCGCCGGCAUGAUGAAGCAGUUUGUUACCUCUGAGCGCCACGAGAAGGCCCUCCUCGGUGGUACUGAGCGCCUCAUUGGCCAGCUCGCCAAGGAGCACCCCGACAUCUUUGACAAAGUUGUCAAGAUCCUCCAGUUGUACUACAACCACGAUCUCCUCAGCGAGGAGGUCGCCGUCAAGUGGGGUACCAAGGCCAGCAAGAAGUACACCGACCUGGCCACCUCCAAGAAGGUCCGCAAGGCCGCUGAGCCCUUCAUCAAGUGGCUCGAGGAGGCCUCGGAGGAGGAGUCUAGCGAGGAGGACGAGUAA